UUCUGGAAAGAAAACAUAUCUUAAGAUUGAACAGAAAAACUAUUAUGAAAGACACCAAGCUCACAUUUGUUAAAUGACUUUGUGCUCUUGAAAAGAAAUGUAUAAAAAGCACAUUGCCAACUGCUCUGCGUGAUAUCCUUUGUUUAGAUUUUAGACGCUGCUUGACUGACACAGAGAUCCUGAAUAAGAGACUCUUUGGAUACUGAAAAGUCUUUUAAAGAAGGUGAUAUACAGAUUUCAGAGAACAAUUUCAACCUUGUUCUAUUGAAGGUUAUACUCAGUCCUGAACCACAUUACUUUCCUGUCUACGUUUCAUUUCCUGGGGGCUUGCCAAGUGAUAAACAGACCCAGGCGUGUGUGGUAGAUUUGGGUUUUUUUAGCACGAAGUGGGUGGCUGGGGUUUGCUUGAAAACAUCAAUUGACUUAGUGAUCAUUAUGGAAAUGCUGGUGUAAGGUGUUCAGAAGACAAUGGAGAAAAAAUGGAAAUACUGUGCUGUCUAUUACAUCAUCCAGAUACAUUUCGUCAAGGGAGUUUGGGGAAAACCAGUCAACACAGAAGAAAACAUUUAUGCUACACUUGGCUCUGAUGUCAACCUGACCUGCCAAACACAGGCGAAAGGCUUCUUGGUGCAGAUGCAAUGGUCCAAGGUCACCGAUAAGGCAGACCUGAUUGCUCUUUAUCAUCCCCAAUACGGCUUCCACUGUGCCUAUGGGAGUCCCUGUGAGUCACUGGUGACCUUCACACAAACUCCUGAGAAUGGGUCAAAAUGGACUCUGCACUUAAGGAAUAUGUCUUCUUCCGUCAGUGGAAGGUACGAGUGUAUGCUUACUCUGUAUCCAGAGGGCAUGCAGACUAAAAUCUACAACCUUCUCAUUCAGACACACGUUACACCAGAUGAGUGGAAAAGCAACCAUACAAUAGAAAUAGAGAUAAAUCAGACUCUGGAAAUACCAUGCUUUCGAAAUAGCUCCUCAGAAAUUUCAUCUGAGUUCACCUAUGCAUGGUUGGUGGAGGAUAAUGGAACUCAGCAAACACUUAUCUCCCAAGAUCACCUCAUCAGCAGUUCCACAUUACUUAAAGAUAGAGUCAAGGUUGGUACAGACUACAGACUCCACCUCUCUCCAGUCCAAAUCUUCGAUGAUGGGCGGAAGUUCUCUUGCCACAUUAGAGUCGGUCCUGACAAAAUCUUGAGGAGCUCCACCACAAUCAAGGUUUUUGCUAAACCGGAAAUCCCCAUGAUUGUGGAAAAUAACUCCACGGAUGUCUUGGUAGAGAGAACAUUUACCUGCUUACUAAAGAAUGUAUUCCCCAAAGCAAAUAUCAUAUGGUUUAUAGAUGGAAGUUUUCUUCAUGAUGAAAAAGAAGGAAUAUAUAUUACUAAUGAAGAGAGAAAAGGCAAAGAUGGAUUUCUGGAACUGAAGUCUGUUUUAACAAGGGUACAUAGUGAUAAACCAGCCCAAUCAGACAACUUGACCAUUUGGUGUAUGGCUCUGUCUCCAGUCCCAGGAAAUAAAGUGUGGAAUAUCUCAUCAGAAAAGAUCACCUUUCUCUUAGGUUCUGAAAUGUCCACAACAGACCCUCCACCGAGUGUUACAGAAUCCACCCUUGACACCCAACCUUCUCCAGCCAGCAGUGUAUCUCCUACAAGAUAUCCAGCUACGUCUUCAGUGACCCUUGCAGAUGUGAGUGCCUUGAGGCCAAACACUACUCCUCAACCCAGCAGUUCCAGUGUGACUACCCGAGACUUCAACUACCCCUGGACCUCCAGUGGGACAGAUGCCAAAAAAUCAUUUUCACAGAUACCCAGUGAAACAUACAGUUCAUCCCCCUCGGGCGCAGGCUCAACACUUCAUGACAAUGUCUUUACCAGCACAACCAGAGCAUUUUCAGAAGUCCCCACAACUGCCAAUGGAUCUACGAAAACUAAUCACGUCCAUAUCACUGGUAUUGUGGUCAGUAAGCCCAAAGAUGGAAUGUCCUGGCCAGUGAUUGUAGCAGCUUUACUCUUUUGCUGCAUGAUAUUGUUUGGUCUUGGAGUGAGAAAAUGGUGUCAAUACCAAAAAGAAAUCAUGGAAAGACCUCCACCUUUCAAGCCACCACCCCCUCCUAUCAAGUACACUUGCAUUCAAGAGCCCAACGAAAGUGAUCCGCCUUAUCAUGAGAUGGAGACCCUCUAGUCUCGUGAGACUUUGCCCCAUGGCAGAACUCUGCUGGAAUCCUAUUGAGAAGGUAGACAUUGUGCUUUAUUAAUAUCGUCGCUCUUCAGCCACGCCUUUGCUGCAGCUGAAAUGGAAUUCAGAAGUGAGUGACCUGUUUUCCCAGCAACUCACCCCGCUUCAUCUCCAAAUGCCUGAAGCUUAACCAAGAGUGAGAGGAUAUGUCAUGUUCACACUCAGUGCAAUUUGUAGUGGUUUUCUUGCUUAUGUAAGAAGUACACAUUAGUCUGCCAUCAUUAAAAAAAUAUGGUAUUUUCACUUAAAUUCUCUGAGGGAGGGACAGCAAUGGUUUCAAGUGUAUGCCUAUGCCUGAUCCUCUUAUUUGAACAUCUAUCAACAUUGUAAACUCCUUGCCAAAAUCCUGGGCCUUUGUUGCAUUCCCUAAGAUGAUAAUUACAGGAAAAAGAAAAUGUAAAAGUUCUAACGAGGCUGCCAAGUAAUGGAGAAGUAUGGUUAGUCUUCAUAUUGAAAUUCUGUUGUUUAUUUUCAUGGACAGAAAACAGAAUAUUUUGCACAGGAACCAUAUUUUCAAUCCUCCUUCACUGUCUUCCCACCAUGUUCAGCCCAGACUCCUGCCACGUGGACCCGGAUGAAGAGGGAUCAAAGAGAUAACUAGCCAACAACCAAGUAGCACGGAAGAUAUAAAACUCCACUGGCCUCUAAAAUUAUAUUAGCCAAGAGUGGUUUCAUCUGAGUGCCUUCGUGUGUACGUCCAUCAAACUGGUACCAAACUGUUUUGUAAAUAAACAGGCAGCCUACGUCCAACGCUACUCAUCUAAUUCCUGUUUUUCUCUUUUUCAUCUGGGGACUUUCCUGUUCGUUUAACCUGCCUGUUUUGAUCUGUUUUGAAAAAGAGAAAGAGCCUCAAAUCAGAUCAGCACUGAUUAAUUAACCCUGCUCCUACCAAUCUUUUACAGAACAGUUGAAGCAGAAUUUGCAGGUGUCAGAGAAGAAACCUAGUCAGCCAGACGUGUUCUGUAUUCAGCAACAGUUUGUGAGGGAAUAAAUGACUAAUCCUUCUCGUCUCUUGAAACCUUCCCACACUCCCUGCUCCAGGAGGGAAAAACAGAUGUUGUUGACAGAUAGUGAUAGGCAAAUUCUGUGUGGACUUUAGUCUCAAAAGGAAAGUUCAGUUCACUUGCAGUAUGCUUAUCCCUGACUGCACAUGAGAAUACCUUGUGCAGAGUUAUUUGGAGAUUAUGUCUUUUUCUUAAAUACCAUGGCUGUCACACUUCAGUUUAAUUAAAUCAGAAUGUCUGAGGAGUGAGGCACAGGCAUCAGCACUCUCAGAUGAUUCACAUAUUCAGCAAAGUUGAGAACCAUCGAGCCAGUGGAAGUUCUUUCUCAUCACUCAGAAUCUUAGGUAGAUGCUUAACUCUUGUGGUGGCCAGCCACCAAGAUGAGCCCCAAUGUUUGUGCCUCCUACUAUUCACACCCUUAUACUGUUCCCUCCGAUGCUGAAUACAGAUGAUUUGUGUAACCUGGGGCCAGGAUUAAGGUGAGGCAAUCAAUGUAUCUAGGGAAAAAAAUUUAAGGAGGUAUUCACACUCAAGGUAGUGCACUUGCACAAUGUUGAGAUGGAGUACCAGUCUCAUCCUUGGUAUAGCCAAAAAAGCUUAGAAAUGACCAAGGCUAGGUCACAAAAUACACUGUGGCUUCCACUUUGAACUCUCUUUGACCCCUGACACUGGGAAAAGUCCAUUCCCAUGCCACGAAGACACCCAGGCAACCCUAUGGAGAAAUCUACCUGUCAAGGAACUGAGGUAUUUUGCUAAUAAGCACCAACUUGCCAGCCAUGUAAGGGAGCCAUCUUGGAAGCAGAUUCUCCAGCCUCCAGUCAAGUCUUUAGAUAAUUGCAACUUCAGUUGAUCUUUUGACCAAGACCUAAAGAGAGCCAGAACUACCUAGCUAAGCCUUUUUCUAAACUUCUGAACUUCUAACACUAUAAAAUAGUAAGUGCUUAUUGUUUAACACGAUUAAUUUUGAGUGUAAUUUGUUACAUGGCAAUAGAUUACUGAAAUACAGCUCAACAACUAGAAAAAUAAAUGGUUUACCUGCCUUAAUUAUUUAUCUAUAAUUCCUUAUUAGUUCUCAAGAAACACAUGCUAGCUUCAUAUGUAUGGCUGUUGCUUUGCUUCAUGUGUAUAGUUAUUUGUAUUUAAUGCGACUUAAUCAUCAGUAAUUUGUGUACAAAGCAUUAUGGCUUUAUUUUACUGUUUUACUAGAACAUGUGAAUAUAAGUAGAAAGUGGGGGUAGAGAGUGGCAGAGUUGGAGGUAUUUGGAUUGUUUCACUAAAGGGAGAGACAGUUUUACAGUAUAACAUAAAUCCAUGUAAUUUAUCAAUCUAUCACAUGACAGGUGUCUCACUGUGUUUUUAUAUUAGCUCUUCUUUGAAGUACACUCUUUUAGUCUCAUAAUUAAGUUCCAGCCAGCAUUUGCACAUUCAUUACCACUUGAAUAGAGUGAGCAGUUGCUUACAAAUGGAGGGAUCUUCAGUGAGUAGUUCAGAGGAACUUUUCACAAACCUGCAAAUUGGAGGGGCUCCAGUUGCCUUUUAGGUAGUGCUGUGAGCUUGACCACCCUUAUUUGACUAAAAUGACAGUUUCAUUUGAACCCUAAAUUGUGUGCAAGUAAAUUCACAGAGUGUCUCAACCAGCAACUCCUGUCGCUAGAAGUGAAUUUAGCUCUGUCUCAUAGGAGAAAUAGGAAUACUAGACUCUAAUCCCUAAAGUUUCAUUUUCACUUAGAAAAAGCCAUAUGUAAACAUGUUUGUCACUCAUUUCCAAAGCACUAUGUGUUAGUUAACAUUGUUAUGCAUAUAUUCAUUUCCUUACCCACCUGCACCAGGAGCACACCUCAACUUGACAAUGUGAUUUGUGAUUUGUUUUGCAAUGGAGUAUCAUGGGCAUGACUAACCCACGGUUUGAAAAGUACUUCUAUGAUUGGUUUCACUCUCUUCUUUUCUACCAUCACCAUGAGAAGAUCAUUUUCAGACUAGCCUACUAGUGCCAAGAAGAAAAAGAAAGGCUCAUGGAGCAGAACCACCCAAGGCUGGGCCAGUCUAGAUCAGCAAAACCCACAGCCUACCUCAACAGGCACAUCAGUUAAAUACUGUUGCAUGCCACUGAAAUUGUGUGAUUAUUACACAACAUUGUAGCAAUAGUUAACCUACACAUAUAGAUCCAGAGGUAGGCAUAUUUUAGCUCAUAUGUAAGUGCCUAAUGCAUGCUUUAAAAAAAAAAAAAGAGUAUUUUCUAUUUUCUUUGGUUCAACAUGAGUUUUGUUUUAACAGGAAGAUAUGGUUGACUUCACCAAAAUAACUUUUUAAAAAUCAUAGAACAUUUGACCAGGAUGGGUAUUAGAGGUCAUUUUACAAAUAAUGAGUUAAGGGUUCUGUGAAAUUGACUUGUCCAAGGUCACACAAUUAGAAAUGGUAAAACCAAAAUGAUGACCCAGCUCUCUGAU
Messenger RNA from Cercocebus atys (sooty mangabey), 5683 nucleotides. RefSeq names its product CD96 molecule (gene CD96). Gene Ontology annotation, biological process: inflammatory response; cell-matrix adhesion. The record is from RefSeq and is a predicted model, not a curated record. Bases 469 to 2178 code for a protein of 569 amino acids. Lineage: Eukaryota; Metazoa; Chordata; Mammalia; Primates; Cercopithecidae. The transcript is spliced from 14 exons.